UGACAGGAGGGAGUGGGACAUUUGGUGUGUGCUGGAUUGGGGGGGGGGCAGGCCCAAAAAAGCCACCAGUGUUUUCCGCACAUGUUUCCUGGAGGUCUCAACUGUGGUCGGGGCUCCUGAGGGCUGUUCUUCACAUUAGAACUUGCGCACGUCUGGACUUCAACCAUGGGCAGAGGGUUUGGAGGCGACAAAGCAGCGAAGAAGAGGAAGAAGGAGAGGGAUUUGGAGGAGCUGAAGAAGGAGGUGUCCUUGGAUGACCACAAAAUAUCUCCAGAUGAUCUCGGAAAGCGCUACGGAAUGGACAUCACACGGGGCCUGACCAGUGCCAGAGCUUUGGAGAUUCUGGCCAGGGACGGUCCGAAUGCCCUGACUCCUCCCCCCACCACCCCGGAGUGGGUCAAGUUCUGCCGUCAGCUGUUCGGGGGCUUCUCCAUCCUGCUCUGGAUCGGCGCCAUCCUCUGCUUCCUGGCCUACAGCAUCCAGGCGGCAACCGAGGACGAGCCGGCCAACGACAACCUGUACCUGGGUGUGGUGCUGGCUGCCGUGGUGAUCAUCACCGGCUGUUUCUCCUACUUCCAAGAGGCCAAGAGCUCUCGGAUCAUGGACUCCUUCAAAAAAAUGGUCCCUCAGCAAGCGCUGGUGAUCCGGGAGGGGGAGAAGAUGCAGAUCAAUGCAGAGCAGGUGGUGCAAGGGGAUCUGGUGGAAAUCAAAGGGGGGGACCGCAUCCCGGCCGACCUUCGGAUCGUCUCCUCCAGUGGAUGCAAGGUCGACAACUCCUCUCUGACGGGAGAAUCCGAGCCCCAAACUCGUUCCCCGGAGUUCACCCACGAGAAUCCUCUGGAGACCCGCAACAUCUGUUUCUUCUCCACCAACUGUGUCGAGGGCACGGCCCAAGGCAUCGUCAUAGCAACGGGCGAUCGGACGGUGAUGGGCCGCAUCGCCACCCUGGCCUCCGAGCUGGAGGUGCGCCGCACGCCCAUCAACAUCGAGAUCGAGCACUUCAUCCACCUCAUCACCGGCGUGGCGGUUUUCCUGGGCGUCAGCUUCUUCGUCCUGUCGCUCAUCCUGGGCUACAGCUGGCUGGAGGCCGUCAUCUUCCUCAUCGGCAUCAUCGUGGCCAACGUGCCCGAGGGCCUCCUGGCCACCGUCACUGUGUGUCUGACUCUCACUGCCAAGCGAAUGGCCAAGAAGAACUGCCUGGUGAAGAACCUGGAGGCCGUGGAGACCCUGGGCUCCACCUCCACCAUCUGCUCGGACAAGACGGGCACGCUGACCCAGAACCGCAUGACCGUGGCUCACAUGUGGUUCGACGACCAGAUCCACGAGGUGGACACCACGGAGGACCAGACCGGUUUCGGUUUCGACAUGAGCUCCAGUACCUGGACUGCUCUCUCCCGCGUGGCGGGCCUGUGCAACAGGGCGGACUUCAGAGCCGGACAGGAGCACCUCCCCAUCCCGAUGAGGGAGACGGCGGGGGACGCCUCGGAGUCGGCCCUGUUCAAAUGCAUCGAGCAGUGCUGCGGCAGUGUUCGAGAAAUGAGAGCCAGAAACCCCAAAGUGGCCGAGAUCCCCUUCAACUCCACCAACAAGUACCAGCUUUCCAUCCAUGAAGUGGAGGACAAUCCCUCUGGGCACAUUCUUGUCAUGAAGGGAGCGCCAGAGAGGAUCCUGGACAGGUGCAGCACCAUAAUGGUCCAGGGCCAGGAGCUCCCGCUCGAUGAGAACUGGAGAGAGGCUUUCCAGAAUGCCUACAUGGAGCUGGGCGGACUCGGGGAGAGAGUGCUCGGAUUCUGCCACCUGAAUCUGCCUUCAUCCCAGUUUCCUCGAGGAUUUACCUUCGACUGCGAUGGCACCAACUUUCCCACCGAGCAGCUCUGCUUCCUGGGCCUCAUCUCGAUGAUUGAUCCCCCACGUGCCGCUGUGCCUGACGCUGUGGGUAAAUGCCGCUCCGCUGGCAUCAAGGUGAUCAUGGUAACCGGGGACCACCCAAUCACGGCCAAGGCCAUAGCCAAAGGUGUGGGCAUCAUCUCCGAGGGCAACGAGACGGUUGAGGACAUCGCUGAGAGACUGAACAUCCCUCUGAGCCAAGUCAACCCCAGGGAUGCCAAGGCCUGUGUGGUGCACGGCUCAGACCUGAAGGACAUGAGCUCCGAGUAUCUGGACGACCUGCUGAGGAACCACACCGAGAUUGUUUUCGCUCGCACCUCCCCCCAGCAGAAGCUCAUCAUCGUGGAGGGCUGCCAGAGACAGGGGGCCAUCGUGGCGGUGACGGGCGACGGAGUGAACGACUCCCCCGCUCUGAAGAAGGCCGACAUCGGCGUUGCCAUGGGGAUCGCCGGCUCCGAUGUGUCCAAGCAGGCGGCUGACAUGAUCCUGCUGGACGACAACUUUGCCUCCAUCGUCACCGGGGGGGAGGGGGGGGAGUCUCCCACUCGUAAAGUGUUGACUUACGGUCGUCUCAUCUUUGAUAAUUUGAAGAAGUCCAUUGCCUACACGCUAACCAGCAACAUCCCAGAGAUUUCCCCCUUCCUCCUCUUCAUCAUAGCCAGUGUUCCUCUUCCUCUGGGGACGGUCACCAUCCUCUGCAUCGACCUGGGCACCGACAUGGUUCCAGCCAUCUCUUUGGCUUAUGAGACGGCGGAGAGCGACAUCAUGAAACGUCAGCCGAGAAACGCCAAAACAGACAAGCUGGUCAACGAGCGCCUCAUCAGCAUGGCGUACGGGCAGAUAGGUAUGAUCCAGGCUCUGGCAGGUUUCUUCACCUACUUUGUGAUUUUGGCUGAGAACGGCUUCCUCCCCGCCCACCUGGUGGGAAUCCGCGUCAGCUGGGAUGACCGGGACUUCAGCGACCUGGAGGACAGCUAUGGGCAGCAGUGGACCUACGAGCAGCGGAAGAUUGUGGAGUUCACCUGCCACACGGCCUUCUUCAGCAGCAUCGUGGUCGUCCAGUGGGCUGACCUCAUCAUCUGCAAAACCCGGAGGAACUCUCUCUUUCAACAGGGCAUGUCGAACCGGAUCCUCAUCUUUGGCCUGUUUGUCGAGACGGCUCUGGCCGCCUUCCUCUCCUACUGCCCUGGAAUGGAUGUGGCCUUGCGCAUGUACCCACUGAAGAUCGGGUGGUGGUUCUGUGCCUUCCCAUACAGUCUCCUAAUCUUCGUUUAUGAUGAAGUCCGUAAAUUGAUUUUGCGGAGGUGCCCAGGAGGUUGGGUGGAGCUGGAGACGUAUUAUUAA
Menidia menidia (Atlantic silverside) is the source of this 3231-nucleotide messenger RNA. NCBI's taxonomy places the organism in Eukaryota, Metazoa, Chordata, Actinopteri, Atheriniformes, Atherinopsidae. The record is from the annotation of a GenBank genome assembly.